This is a messenger RNA of Bicyclus anynana (squinting bush brown), 2562 nucleotides long. RefSeq lists its product as uncharacterized. The coding region runs from base 77 to 2503 and encodes 808 amino acids. The record is from RefSeq and is a predicted model, not a curated record. The transcript has 7 exons. Lineage: Eukaryota; Metazoa; Arthropoda; Insecta; Lepidoptera; Nymphalidae.
GCCUCCACGAGCGCAAACUACAGCCUUGAGUUGCGGCGAACGCACGCGCUGUAUCUCGCCCAGUCACAUCGACAGCAUGGAGUUGUAUUGUCUCUUCGGAUUUACGGUGCUGCUAACUUGCUGUCUAGUGGAGAUCUCGUGUCGACCGUCUAAUAAUGAGUCUACGGUCCUUCAAGAAGGAAUCUCUACAAAAGAACCAAAAGCAAUAGCAGACAAAGUUGAUGGAUCAAUCUACUAUCAAGCUGAUACAGAUAUAAAUGUACCAGAAGACAAUACUAAAGAAAUCGUUGAGAAAAUCAAAGCCAUCAAUAGUGUAUUGAAUAAACCACGUCGCCCACAACUUAAUUUUAAUACACCGUACAACGAAAAUGUUAAUGGGAUAGAUGAGGAAACGCUUGCCAAGAUCAAACAGAUAAUUGCUUCUGAAAAACUUCAUCCGUAUUCAAAAACAAAAAAUGAACCUGAUAGCACUGAUUCUUACGAUGAUGACCGGAAUCCAUAUUCAAGGGCUUUUAGGGUAAUGCCUAAUACGGGUUAUCCGAAUACAGUGCCUAUGCCAAUGAUGCCUUACUAUUAUCCAUACGUGAUAAAUUAUCCUGUAAUGGUAACACCUUAUGCCUAUUCCAAUAAUCAAUUAUUUACUGAUUACGCAGCAUAUAAUGAUAUAAAACCAACAGCCCCAGGUGAUCUAAAAUCCGUAAUCCCAAAAGGGGGUUAUCAAACAAGAGAAGAACAGCAACCACUAUUCCCAGGCUUUCCCUCAUUUCCUUCAUUUUCAUUCGAUAAUCUAUUUCAAUUUCGGCCAUUCAGUCAACUCUUUCCUGUAUUGAUAAAAAAUCCUUUCGUUGCGUUUGCUCAGGGUGGAGGAUGGGAGAAUUUUAUUGAAUACGGACAGAGUGCCGAUGUGUGUAGUAGAAAACAGAAAUCAGCAGAUGAUGAGUAUAGUGAAGUUAUUAAAAAGUUUCUUGAAAGUAAUGCCAACUUAGAACAAUACAAUAACCAAGCUAGCGAAAGUAAUACAAUAUCUGAAGUAAAUAAUAAUUCUAGAGAAUCACGAGCCCUUAGAAAACGAACCAUCCAAAGUGGAACAUCUGAACAAGAACUUAAAACUGAAACCAGUAAGAAUUCUCAGAAAACUUACACACGCAAAACUACAAAGAAGCCGUUGAAUAUUGAACAGAGCGAAGAUUUAAAAAGUGAUGCCGAGGGCUCUUUGCGUUUCCCUUUCAUGGAUAACUUUCCUUGGCUAAGAGAUAGACGUCCUAGUUCUAUACCUAGUCCUGGAUUUUUUAUUAAUACACUAAGGGUUCGUAAAGGUGGAGUAGCUAUUGCUGGUCCAGGAGGCGUCGCGACUGCUGGAAGAGGAGGAACAGCUAUUGUUGGACCAGGUGGAUUAGCUUAUACAAAGCCAGGGGGAUUAGCUAUCGCUGGUCCGCAGGCACGCGUCGUAGCUGUAUCGCCAGAACAUAAUUUUAAUGAUCUUGUUACUCGUGCAAUUAAAUUAGGUGAUAAAUCACGAGCUUCACAACCAAUAAGAGAAGGAAAAUUAGUAGAGAACAUUCGCAAGAAUCGCCAAGGAAUCGUUAAUGAUGUAUAUAAUUAUGACGGAGAUAAAAUUGUACAAAAUCUUUAUGAAGAUCCCAUGUACGUGCUUCACUUAAGUCCAAGGGCUUCAGCUAUCAGCGGAGACAGGGGCGUUGCUAUAUCCAACCCUAUUUCAAGAGUGGUUCUGCGCCGUGGUGAAGUUGCCUCUAUAAUUCAUAGUCCCAAAGCAACCGCUGUUGUUGGUGCUGGAGGUGUGGCGCAUGCAGAAGCAGUUCAAUACAUACCUUUCUACGGUGGAGCAAAAGGACAAUAUUUAGAAAUUAGAAAAGAUACUAAAGGAGCCAUUCUUAGCGAAAAAGUCGUUGCAGAAGAGAGUAUAAGUAACGAAAAUAUAAUGAAAAAUACCGAUGACAAUCUACUUUCGAAGGUUUUAGCAGCUAAUUUACAGAAUCUAAGAUCAUUGUCUACCAAUGUGUUAAAAUUACACAAUUUAGGAAGGAAAACUGGUACGUUAGGACAUCAGGAAAGGAUCAGAUUCAAAAAUCAGCUGUAUUCGCUAGGUGAAGCUGCUUCUAAUACAAUAAAGUUAAUAGAUGAAAUUGGUGAAGAUGUAGAUGUGUUAUUUAAAAGAAAUGCUACCCUUUCAAGACAAUAUGGAGACGGCGACGAAGAUUACGUAAGCGAAGAGGGCAUCAGCAUAGACGCUUCUAAUUCUGGCGAAGUAGUUGACCACAGCACUAUUGCUGAAGCUAAACCUGUCGGUCUAGCAGUAAUUGGCGAGAGUGGGCUAGCAGCGUCCCGCCCCAUGGCCACCGCUGUAGCCAGUUCCGGCGUGGCCAUAGCCAGCCCCGUGGGCACCGCCAUCGCUGGCGUCGACCCCAUGCUCCUCAGCAUCAAUGGGUUUAACUUUAACCUCAACCAUCAAAAGACAUACAAAAUUAACGGAAAAUACUACUAAAAUAUAUCCAAAAAUGCCUGUAGAAUAUACUAAUACAAAAUUACAAAAUAAUUAUCAAA